Molecule: messenger RNA, 1740 nt
Organism: Uranotaenia lowii
Lineage: Eukaryota; Metazoa; Arthropoda; Insecta; Diptera; Culicidae
Product: methyltransferase-like protein 17, mitochondrial
Exons: 5
Coding region: 108-1487 (459 amino acids)
Biological process (GO): translation
Cellular component (GO): mitochondrial small ribosomal subunit
Molecular function (GO): structural constituent of ribosome; methyltransferase activity
Source: RefSeq, a predicted model, not a curated record
CGGGUCAGACGUAAAUAUUUUGGUUUGGGCAGCUCAUAUUUUGCCUGCAGCGUGCCGUAACCGGCUCAUCGAUGGUAUUUUACUUGGCAUAAAAAUCAGUCCUAGAAAUGGCCAGAAUUAGUUUUAUCAAUCGGAACAAUCCGUUAAUUUUCUACAUAAAGCGAUCACUUUGUACCCAAGCGAUUAAACCGAAACUCCAAGUUACUCUGGAGCAAUCGAUUGACCAGGCUCUGGAGACUGGCCAAUACAAACCGCGACGCCACGAGGGUCGACUGGUGACAGGAUGUGUGACUGUUCCGACCAAUAUUUGCAACGCCAUUGUACGAAGUUGCAAGGAUCAUCCCCUGAAGGCAUUGGUUAGCGAAGGUGCCAAAUUGGACAAUGUUAUACGAUCUCGAAAGAUUCCUCUGGAGCCUGACGAGCUGCGCAAAAAGAUUAACGACGUCAGGCAUCAAAUUGGGAGGGAGUUUCAGGAAAAGCUGAACGUCGAAGCGAUGAGCGAGGAACAGAUAACAUACAUGAACAGCCUGGUUGAGUCGCAGUCCAAAAAGAAAGCCAAGCAACAAAUUUACGCUUGGAAACCGAUGGUUUACGAUGAGUUCAAAAGCCUUCAGUAUUUGCUAGGGAGAUCGGCACAAGAAUUCGCCGCCCUAGUAAGAAUCUUAGAAGAGAUUAAACAAAGGGAUCAACACUUUAAACCGCGCAGUUUCAUUGACUUUGGCUCCGGAGUUGGUACCGGAACAUGGGCGGCUUCCAAUCUUUGGAAGGAACACAUCUUCGAGUACGUUUCGAUAGAUGCCUCAGCCGAUAUGAACGAACUGGCAGAAUUAAUUCUGCGAGGCGGCGAAAUGAACAAAGAAAUCAGCCUGCGGAAUGUUUUCUAUCGGCAGUUUCUUCCCGCUACUGCCACCAAAUAUGAUUUAGUGCUGAGUGCUUUUACCCUCUUUGAGCUCCCUUCUCGACGGAAUCGAUUAGAAGUACUAGAAAAUCUUUGGAACAAAUGUGAUAAGUAUCUGGUAAUUGUGGAACAGGGAACUUACGCAGGGUUUUCUUUGAUAAACGAAGCGAGAGACUUUCUACUGAAGCAGUCCAAAAAAACAGACGAAUCAUGUCACAUUUUCUCACCAUGUCCCCACAGCGAGCAUUGUCCGCGUUUUACUCUGGACGAUGGAACGCCGUGCAAUUUUGAAGUUACCUACAAUUCCCUGUCGACCGGUGCCAAGGGAGUUAGCAAAGCGAACAAGUUUCUCUACUCCUAUGUUGUGUUCAGAAAAGGAACUCCCACUGGUGACCAGAUCAGCUAUCCUCGAUUGGUUCGACCUACCUUGGUACGAUCGAGGCAUGCCGUCUGUCGGAUGUGUUCCGAGGCGGGUUCCCUGCAGGAGAUCAUCUUUACCUCGUCCAAGCAUGGAAAGAAUCUAUAUCGUUGUGCAAAGGCAAGCAAAUGGGGUGACCUGUUACCAAUUAAGAUUGGUGAUGAAAGUUAAAAUGGUGUUCUUGUUAAAGGCGAAUAGACUAUGCUAAGCAAGUUAAAAGAAAAUUUAAUUUAUAUCACAACCAUUUAAAUUCUUCGGGUAUCUAAAACUAUUUUCAUGUAAACUGUAAAAAAAUCGUCAUUUCAGCUUUACACGAUUUCUCAAACAAUCAUAUUAGUUGAAAUAGAAGACCAACUCGGAUGGCUAGUGUUCUACUGCCUGAGUCCAACGUAGCAUUCGAUUAAGCAACAAAUUUAGUUUUGAG